CUCUCAUUGAGGUAAGCCAACGACAAUCCAGUACAUUUUAACCAGCUAGCUGUAGCUGUAGCUGACGACCGAUAAAUGACAGCGAUUGAACGAUAGCAUAAUAUGGGGAUUGGACAUAUAGGUUUUAACCACAUGCAUUUGGCGCUACCAUAGAAGCUCCCAUGAAUAGGACAACUGUUAUGUCAACAAGUGGGCCAUAUACACUCAAAACAACCCACUGACUGUUGGGAUAAUGGUGAAAUAUUUCUUCAAUGAGACGGAUAUUAAAAGUUCAUGGGACCAUGUUACCACUGCGUUUUGGCAGAGGUAUCCGAAUCCAUUCAGCACUCAUGUCCUCACGGAGGACGUUGUGUUCAGGGAGGUGACGGCAGAUCAUCAGCUCCGUACUCGCCGCCUUCUCACGAAGACCAACCGGCUCCCGCGGUGGGCCGAGUGCAUCUUCCCCACCAACCUUGCGAAGUCUGUUUACAUCCUGGAGGACUCGGUUGUUGACCCAGUCAGCAAGAGCUUCACCACGUACACUUGGAACCUCAACCACACAACACUGAUGACGGUGCGGGAGCGCUGCGUGUUCCAGCAGUCGGAGGAGCGGCCGCACUGCACCGAUAUCCAGCGCGAGGCCUGGAUCUCCUCCGGCAUCUACGGCUUCUCCAGACCCAUCCAGGAGUUUGGGUUGGCACGCUUCAAGAGCAACCAGGUGAAAUCCAUGAAGGGGUUGGAAUACGUAUUGGCCAACAUGCAUGGAGAAGUGCCCCAGUGGCUCCUCAGGGACCCGGUGAAGGACUCGUCUGAGAAGAAGGGGGCUGCUAUGGCCGCCACUCUGGCCUCCGCCGGCCCACAGAAGCCCAGCCAGUACGUGUGACUGGGACACGCCACGCACUGGGACUUGACCUGUAGUGGACACACACACACACACACACACACACUCACACUCACACACACGGUACGAACAAACAGAGAACCAAACGGGUGUGCCUUUCCUGUGAUUGGAGCCUUAAUGGGAUCAAGCCUGUUUAUCUAUUCUUUCUCUUUAUAUUUAUAUCUCUCUCAGUCUCUUGAUCUCUCGUUCUCUCUCGUUGUAAACGACGUAGCACUGAUUCUCAGGUACUGCACUGUGGUGCACUCUCUCUUCAGAGGGACUGUCCUCUCUUACCUCUCUCAUGAGCGCAUGACACUCAUUUGAACGCAAGGAUGCACAUACAUUUCAAUUGCACAAGAGAAAAAAAGACAAAAAGACAAAGUUUCUCAUGAGAAACACAUUAUGCUAGAAUAUUUGACACAAUUUCCAAAUAGGAAUCAUGUCAUGCAUGUGAUAAUGGGGGUGAUUUGAUUUGUUUGGAUCAGAGUGAUUUGGUCAGAUAUGAGACGUAUCUGAGGUGUGCUGGAGCACAUGGCUGCAUUCCAUGCGGAUGGAUAUCAUUGUUUUUUUUUAGUUUUUUAAUGUAUUAUUAUUUUGUUAUCAGGAGGUUCUUAGAUCUGUGUGUAUGAAUAAGUAAUUUGAGGCAUUGCAAUAUGUUUGAUUACUAAAUCUAUUUUUUAGUGUAUGGUAAAUGUUGCCUUAUAAUACGUAUGCCAUCCCAGAAGGAUGAUAGUACUUAUGGCUGGAUAUGGUAAUUUGAAACAUUAUGUCAAGGCAAUAUAGAAAUCGCUAUAAAUCUCUGGAAAACAACAGGGGCUGCAUUUUGUUUACACAUAUGAAAACAUUAACAUGUUUUUGUGCUGUGCUGUGCUGUGCUAUGCCAGGCUAAACACAUUUGUUUUGGAAAAGCUGGAAUGUGCAGGUUUGGAUUCAUGGAUUUGGUGACUACUGAUACUGUACAAUUAAAAAAGAUGAGGAACGAUUUGUUCUGUGCUAUGCAAGGCCUAUAGCCGGCAUGUGGUAUAGCUCUAAUCCACUUCAAUUCAAUUAAACAAGAACUAGCGGUUAGUUCUGUCUUUGAAAUACAUUUGACUACAUGUUUAUUUCAAAACCACUGAUGUAAGUAAAAUAUCAAUAUGUGUAUCUUCUGUGUGUGUUGAUCGUUCAAGGUUCAGAACGUCUUUGCAGCUAUCAAACAGCAGAGGGCGGUUGGUUGAAUAGGCCCAGAGUUGGCAUCCAGGGUUAGAGGUUUAUCAUGUGUUGUGUGAAUGCUGGACAGAUUCUGUUAUAGAAUACAAAUUCACAGUCUAAAAAUAAUUUUAGAGCAGGCCCCUCUGCAAUACAAUUACUUUGUAAAAUGUACCCUAUUUUACUAGUAUGCUUUAAAUUAAAGAUGUACAUGUUUAUUGAUCA
Messenger RNA from Sardina pilchardus (European sardine), 2272 nucleotides. Its product is annotated as PRELI domain-containing protein 1, mitochondrial-like. Gene Ontology annotation, molecular function: phosphatidic acid transfer activity. NCBI's taxonomy places the organism in Eukaryota, Metazoa, Chordata, Actinopteri, Clupeiformes, Clupeidae. Gene Ontology annotation, cellular component: mitochondrial intermembrane space. The transcript has 6 exons. Bases 233 to 862 code for a protein of 209 amino acids. The record is from RefSeq and is a predicted model, not a curated record. Gene Ontology annotation, biological process: phospholipid transport.